Molecule: messenger RNA, 5767 nt
Organism: Cololabis saira (Pacific saury)
Lineage: Eukaryota; Metazoa; Chordata; Actinopteri; Beloniformes; Belonidae
Gene: ankrd50l
Product: ankyrin repeat domain 50-like
Exons: 3
Coding region: 699-4916 (1405 amino acids)
Molecular function (GO): protein binding
Source: RefSeq, a predicted model, not a curated record
CCUGCCUCUCUCCUCCUCUCUCCCCCGGCUCACUGAUCUCCCGUGCAUGUCUCGACAUGCCGACAAACACCAGGAGAGGGUGGAGACACAGAAAAAAACCAAACAAGAAAAACCGGAGUGCAUGACAGACGGAGAGAGAGAGAAGGAGCUAUGAACAGAGGAAGGAGGAAGAGCCGAGGCUGUGAGAAAGUAAAAGGGAAUCUCACGCUGCAGCUGAAGUUGAGGGCAGAUCCUCGAUUCAAAACAGGGAGGACAGAAACCGAAAGAGAGGAGAGAAGGCUGUGGUUGUCAUAGGAGAAUAGAGGGAGGACUGUGGCAACGGAGGGGUGAGAUAUCAUUUCUGCUGGGAGAAAUGUGCUGACAAGCUCUGCUUUUAACUCCGUCCUCUCUGAUUUCUACCUGAACAGCUCGUGGAUUCCCUGAAGAGCCGUGGUAACUGCUGGUAACUAGGGCAUCCGUAUUCCACAAACAGAUCCAAAUGCAGGAAAGAGAUGCUGAAAAGAGGCUCCUUUAGCUGACUUCACAUUUCCUAGAGCCUGACGUUUCUGGAAGGAACAGCACGUGGACGGUCACGAUAACGACCAUCUGAUGUAGCGCUUAAGGAACUUGCCCAAAGCUGUCAAAGAUCAGCUACAGCAGGAAUAAAAGCCCCGGAGGAGCAUGGGAUGUAAAGCCGAGAGCACCGACUCGUCCUCCGGAUGCCUCCACCCCGAGAACCAAUGAGCGUUGGCGGUGGAUGGGGCCACAGCUCCAGUCUGCUCCGGGGCCGGCGUUUCCACUGCCGGGAAUGGGCCCUGGAGAAGCUGCGGCGCUGCCUGGACUCGUGCUCGGCGCCGGGCCAGGCCGGGGGGCUGCUGCUGACGGGGGGCCCCGGGGCCGGGAAGAGCGCCCUGUGCACGGAGCUGGUGUGGCCCACGGCCAGGGCCGGGCCGGCCCCGGGGCUGGCCCGCCGCUGCCUGGCCUCACACUUCUGCCUGAGGGAGGACCAGGCCAGCCUGGUCCCCUGGAGGUUCGUGCUGGGGCUGGUGGAGCAGCUCCGGGCCUCGCCGCUGCUCCCCCCCGGGUACCAGGAGAUGCUCUGCAGGGAUGCUGUUGCUGGUACCGUGGAGCCGGGACACUGUCAGAGAGACCCAGACGACACCUUCAAGAGGGCGGUGUUGGAGCCCCUGCUGGCCCUCCCUCCUCCUGCCCACACCCUGAUGCUCGUCGUGGACGGCCUGGAUGCUAAAUGCAGACCAGGCGAAGGACCUGGCAGGAGUGGAUCCAUUCCAGAGCUCUUGGCUGCCAAUCUGCACCUGCUGCCCAGCUGGCUGCUGCUGGUCUGCUCCGUCCGCCGCCAUGACAAAGCUGUGUGCAAGAUGUUCUCAGGUUUUCGUAAGAUCUGCCUGGAUGACCUGAGGAAGCCACCAGCAGUUCGUGAUGUGCAGCAGUACAUCCUCUGUCGACUGGAUGAAGAAGCAGCUCUGCGCCGUCAGCUCACCCUCGACACGGCUGACAUGCUGAAUCUGCUGCACAUCAAGAGCGGCGGUUGCGUUCUCUUUCUUGAGCGCGUUCUGGAUGGCGUGGCAGCUUCACUUGUGGGGCUGCGGGAGAUCCGGGACAUCCCCGGCACCCUCAACGGUCUGUACUUGUGGCUCUGCCAGAGGUUGUUUCCCCGGGGACUCUUCGUCUACGUCAGGCCUCUCCUCAAUGUUCUCUUGGCUGCUCCAAGACCCCUCACACCCCAGCAGCUAUUCACAGCAGUCUGGACUCAGGACACCCUGAUGAAUAUCCACGACUUUCAGAAGAAGCUCCAAACACUUUCCCCUCUCUUGAUUGAUGGCCCUGGAUCGACCAAAUUACUCUUUCAUGCCAGUUUUGCAGAAUGGCUGACUGACGUUAAGUACUGCACACAGAAGUACCUGUGCAGCAGGACAGAGGGCCACAGCAUGCUUGCUAUGGCUCUGACUCUACAAGGACCACAUUUGGACAAUGAUGGUACUUGUCAGCUAGCCACACACUUACUGUGCUCAGGGCACCAUGAGGCGAAACCCUCAUUACUGGCUCUGUGGAUGCUGUGGGCAGGUGUGCCCGCCCUUACUUCAAACUCCGGUCAAACCCUCACAACAUCUUUAGCUCAGCUUCCCAGUCUGGUCAGUCACGAUGUCCCUCGGCUAUUAAUGUUAGCUGGACUCAUCUUACCUGACGGGCUUUCAGCUGCAGACACAGGUGUUGAAAUGCAUUCUGUUGGUGAAGAUCGAACUAAUUUACAGGAGGCAUUUGAUAGAGAACCCUCGAUAAAGAAGCUGCUGGAUAGCGGGCUGUCCGUGAACAAGCUUGGUUCUUCAGAUGGACAGACCUUGCUUGCAAGAGCAGCUCAUGAAGGUUCUGCAAAUAUAGCUGAAAUUCUCCUGAAACAUGGGUCUGAUCCAUUAAUCAGUGAUCAUCAAGGUCAGACACCACUGACUUUGGUUGCCAAACAGGGUCAUGUCAAAGUGCUGUCCCUCCUCCUUGAAUGGGCCAAAAGGCAAAACCCAGAGACUGCGACACAGAUGAUGGAGCAUGUUGACAAUGAAGGCUGGACAGCACUGCGCUCUGCAGCUUGGGGAGGACACAGUGAGGCUGUCCGAUUACUUCUAGGUGCAGGGGCCAAUGUAAAUGGAUGUGACAGCGAGGGACGGACUGCCCUCCGAGCUGCUGCAUGGGGAGGUCAUGAAGAAAUUGUCCUCACUCUGCUGGACAAUGGAGCACAUGUUGACAAAGCUGAUAGCCAGGGUCGCACACCCCUUAUUGUCGCUGCCUACAUGGGACAUCAUGAAAUUGUGGAGAUAUUGCUGGACCACAAUUCAAACGUUGACCUAGUAGACGGAGAUGGACGCACUGCUCUGUCAGUUGCUGCCCUCUGUGUCUCUACCGCCACGGGAAUCAAAGGUUUUGGUGAGGUAGCAAGUCUGUUACUGGAGCAUGGAGCAGAUCCAGGGCACAGAGACCACGAUGGAAUGACGCCACUGCUUUUAGCUGCCUAUGAAGGCCAUGAAGAUGUUGUUGAGCUUUUGUUAGAAGCCGGUGCCGAUGUGGACGAAACUGCUGGUCCGGCUGGGAGUGUCUCUGCUGCGGCUGCCGUCACUCCUCUGUUGGCAGCUGCAGCAAUGGGGCACAUGAAGACAGUAUCACUGCUGCUCUUCUGGGGCGCUGCUGUGGAUGCCAUCGAUUGUGAGGGGCGGACAGCACUCUGCCUAGCAGCAGCAAGAGGCAGCUUGGAGGUGGUACGAGCCUUGCUGGACCGAGGCCUGGAUGAAAAUCAUAAAGACGACCUUGGCUGGACUCCACUACAUUCUGCUGCCUGUGAAGGCCACCGGGCUGUUUGUGCUGCUUUGACAGAGCGGGGCAGCAUGGCACGUGUUGGGGAGAUGGAUAUCGAAGGGCGCACCCCGCUUAUAUUGGCUGCCCAAGAAGGUCAUUGGAGUACUGUCAAACUACUGCUAGACAGGCGUUCUCCUAUUGACCACAGAGCAUAUGAUGGACAUUCUGCCCUGAGUGCAGCUCUCCUGGAGACCCACACGGAUGUUGCAGAGCUGCUCAUGAAGCGAGGGGCUGAUACCGAUGUCCGGGAUGCAGAGGGACGGGCUCUGCUCUACCUCCUGGUGCUGGAGGCUCGCCUCGAUAUGGCAACUCUUCUCAUUGAGAAAGGAGGUGUGCCAUUGGAGUCUCGAGACUCUGAUGGGCGCACUGCACUUCAUGUGGCUUGCUGGCAGGGAUGUGUGGAGAUUGUAGAUUUACUUUUAAAACACGGGGCGAACCCCAAUGCACGAGAUAGCCAAGGGAGACCACCAUUACAUUCGGUGGCUUGGACAGGACAUACUAAAGUAGGACAUCAUCUCCUACAAGCCAGCGGUGUAAAUAUAAACCUUGCUUGUCAUCAGGGGGCAACAGCUCUGAGUAUUGCUGCCCAAGAGGGGCAUGUCAAUAUUGUGAAAAUACUUCUAGAGAGUGGUGCAAAUCCAAAUCACACGGACAAAUAUGGCCGUGGUCCAGUCAAAGUGGCUGGAAAAAAUGGGCACUUUCACAUUGUCGGGCUCCUAGAGAGCUACGGAGCCAAGCCACAUCCAGGCCCUUUGCCUAACUCUAGUACUGCAUCUCCUGCAAAACAGAACAAAACACUCCCCCCAGGCAUGUCGGAGAGUAGCGGCGGUGAAGUCAACGCUGCCACUUUCUCCUCCUCAGUAUCUUCUCCUGGCUCCACCACAGAACGAUUCCACUCAAUGGAGAGCUCCCAAACCUCCUCUACCUUCCACUCACUUGCUACGGUGCAGACGGUGCCAGCUGACAGCAUCAGCUUCAUACAACAGAUCCAGCAGCAUUCUCUGCCUCGUAGUCGCAGCCGCCCAUCCACCCUCCCUCCCCCAGGAAGCAUGGGCAGCCUCCAGGGGAGUAGCCAGAGACAACCCAAAGGCAUCCCCCCUCCUACCGUUUGCACAGUCACAGCCAUGGUGCACAACUGCGAACCGCCUCAGAAAACUUUGUCAUCUGCACUUGAAUAUCAUGACAAAACGAAAAAACAAAGCUCAAAGUUGAUUCAGGCGGACAGGACUGCUUACACUGGUGGUAAAUGGCACUCAGUCAUGGCCUCUCUUGGGAUAACGCCAGGUCAAGACAGCCCCCUGGCUGCUAAAAACAGAGAGAGCUCUCCUUUGGACUACCCCAGUAGGCUACAGAGCCCUCCUCCAGGAGAAGCCUGGGAUUCUCCAACCCAGAAGAACAUUUUGUCACCCAUUUGCUACAAUUUCACCCCCACCCCACCUUGCAGUGCCUUGCCAGAGGAUAUUAUGAUCACUAUGACGACUACAGACCCAAAGCUUAAUCUCAAACAAGCCAUCAAACUACAGUUUGAAGGUCCUACCAAUGCUGCCUUCUGUAAAAGAGAGACCCCCCUGUAACUGCCACUUUGUUGUACUUUGUUUUUUUUUCUUUUCCACAAACGUUUUUCUUAUACUUUUGUUAUACUAUGUGGGCUAGUGCUGAAAUGUUUGGUUUCAUAUCGCUGCAAUGCAUACAGUACAUAAAAAUGUUGUUUGAUUUGGGUAAAGUGGAACAUUUUUGCAAGUCAAGGAGAGAGCAUCAAGACUGUUCAGAUGAAAGUGGAAGGGAAGGGAGUGUCUUCCUCCACUCCCUUCAGAAAACCUCAGAAAUACCAACUGAACUAAAGUACAUUACAGCUGACAUUCCUGCUGCAGGUGCUAGGUUAAGUCACGAUGAUCUGAAAAACAAUAACAUAACUACAAGUGGAUUUGUUCAAAGUGAAACUUUAGUGAGAUUCAACCUAAAUAUUUAAGUUUUGCCAUUUUAUUUAAAUGUAUUUGACCCCAAAGAAGCAAAUUUAAAACUACACAACUCUUUUUAGCUUUAAAGAAGAAAUGUUUCGUUUGAUUUUCGUUUGAUUUUCAUAUUCUUUGAAAGAGAAGAUCCAGUCAACAAUCAGGUUUAUGCUUGAACUUUGAUGUUUGCUACAAACUAGCCAAUAUCUCCCAUAACCGCUCCAUAACUUCCAACCAAAUCUGUCGCCGUAUGGAAAACAAAGUCAGACCCUAUGCAGGUUUAUGUAUUUAUCUGUAAAAGAUGUCCAACCUUACUGGACAGCUUUAGCUUGGGUUGUCUGUGGUCAUGCAGGAAAUAUCAUUUAAAUUAGACAGUUAAAAAUGCGGGUGGAUGUGUUUGUGGGGGUUAAUUUUUUUUUUUUAAAGUGUGUUGCCUAAAGAAAAUUCUGUGUUUUGAUCAUUCAUUCAUUAAA